Molecule: messenger RNA, 594 nt
Organism: Rangifer tarandus platyrhynchus (Svalbard reindeer)
Lineage: Eukaryota; Metazoa; Chordata; Mammalia; Artiodactyla; Cervidae
Source: the annotation of a GenBank genome assembly
AUGCAAAGAGGGACGCAGGAAACUGAAGACCAGACACCAGGGCUGCUCGGUAAGAAGCAAAGACGCUUACUUAAUGAAGUAACGAAGCAAAAAGACUUUGUCAAUCCAUUCUUACGACGCUGCAGAGGGCAGCGGGGGAGGGGCGAGAAUGGGGAAGAAGUCGGGGAAAGGGUCUAUCUCCGAGCCUUGCGAGCGGUGCCCGGCUCUCCGCGGGGCGUUCAGCCCCGGACCGAGGCCGGCGAGCCUGCAGAGCUUAGCGAAGUCAGGCAGCCGCCGAGCGUCAGAGCGACGCUGCGCGACUCCGCGGCCUCCAGGAGACUGGGCGGUGCCCGCAAGGCCCGAUCCGCCCAGCGGCUCGGAGCCGAGGAGCGCAGCAAGGUGCGGGUUCAUGCUUGGAGCAAGCGGCAGUAUUCGUCACUCAGGGCAACACCGCAGGAGGUUGCAAAAAUGGAAGCUCUAGUCCCUAUGAGGAUGGAGUUUAUAGUGGAGUUAGGAUGUGUGUGUCCCCGGAAGCAAAUUCUUAGGAGAAGGUUGUUGAGAUGUCCCAGAACUGGCUGGCAUAUAUGGAAAUCCUGCUGGACUGACAAGGUAUAA